Molecule: messenger RNA, 470 nt
Organism: Aspergillus costaricaensis CBS 115574
Lineage: Eukaryota; Fungi; Ascomycota; Eurotiomycetes; Eurotiales; Aspergillaceae
Product: ribonuclease Ms
Exons: 2
Coding region: 53-460 (135 amino acids)
Molecular function (GO): RNA nuclease activity; RNA binding
Source: RefSeq, a predicted model, not a curated record
CAGUUCCCUCUGUAAAUAGGUUGAGGCGGUAGCCACAGCACUGACAGUCACCAUGGUUCAAUUCAAGAGCAUCAUCGCCCUUCUUCCCCUCUUCCUCUCCGCCUCUCUCGCCUCUCCCUCCGCCAGGAAUAACCUCGAAAGCCGCGAAAGCUGCGAGUACACCUGCGGAAGCACCUGCUACUGGUCUAGCGAUGUCAGCGCAGCUAAGGCCAAGGGAUACUCUCUUUACGAGUCUGGAGAUACUAUUGACGACUACCCGCAUGAGUACCACGACUAUGAGGGCUUCGAUUUCCCUGUUAGCGGCACCUACUACGAGUAUCCUAUCAUGAGCGACUACGAUGUUUAUACUGGUGGCUCGCCCGGAGCGGAUCGGGUGAUUUUCAACGGAGACGAUGAAUUGGCGGGUGUGAUUACGCAUACGGGUGCUAGUGGUGAUGACUUUGUGGCUUGCUCUUCUUAGGAGGGUGUGG